AUGAACCAUGCUACCGCUCUCGCUGAGGAAGUUCCCUUCAAGAACUUCCCGCCUUGGGUGGUUUCCAAGCUCCGCCCAAAGGCGGUAGACCUCAUCCGUAAAGUCUACAACUGGGUUGAGACAGAAUGCAUUCCGGCAGAACCGAUUGUCAAGGCUCAACUAGCCCAGGGGGCAUCUCGAUGGGUGACCCCUCCUCUCAUCCAUGAACUCCGCAAGAAAGCAAAAGCCGCGGGCUUAUUCAACAUCUUUUUGCCUGAUCAUUUCAAGGAGUCGCCUGGGCUGACGAAUCUGGAAUACUCAUGUUGCGCCGAGAUCAUGGGUAGAGUGUAUUGGGCCGCUCAGACAAUGAAUUGCCAUGCGCCUGAGACAGGGAACAUGGAGCUACUCGCCAAAUUCGCCAGCGAAGAACAGAAGCAGAAGUGGCUUAAACCUCUAAUGGAAGGUGAAGCAAGCUCCGCUUAUUCCAUGACAGAGCCGGAUCGAGCAAGUAGUGAUGCUACCAACAUUGCCUGCCGGAUAGACUACGACAAGUCUACGAACGAGUAUGUGAUAAAUGGCAGGAAGCUGUAUGGCAACGUCCUCUGGAAUCAGGAAGUCAAGUUUCACAUUCUUAUGGGUCUGAGUGACCCCGAAAAUCCAAAUCCUUGGAGACGGCACACAAUGAUUAUCGUCCCUAGAGAUACGCCCGGACACAAACAGGUACGGAACUUGAGCAUCAUGGGCUACGAUCACGCACCCGAAGGACACGGCGAGUAUAUCUACGAGAAUGCCCGAGUGCCAGCAGAAAAUGUCAUAUGGGGCGAUGGUAGAGCAUUUGAUAUUGCUCAGGGAAGACUUGGCCCUGGAAGAAUCCAUCACUGCAUGAGACUCAUCGGCCAGGCGGAAAGAGCAUACGAGUUGGUCUUGUUGAGAAGUAUCGAUGAGAGGAAAAAGCCUCGUGGCAAGCUCAUCGGGCAGUUUGACAGCAACAUAGAGAGAAUUGCAGAGAUGAGAAUGCAGAUCGAUGCUAUGAGGCUCAUCGUCAUGAAUGCCGCAGACACGAUGGAUAUCCGAGGAAACAAGGCUGGCCGAUAUGUCAUUGCUCAGUCCAAGAUCAUGGUUCCCGAAACACUAGCCAAGAUUAUCGACGAGUGCAUGCAGAUGUACGGUGGACAAGGCCUUACCCAGCACACCGUGCUGCCAGAGCUUUGGACUUACGCCCGCUUUGUGAGGAUCGCGGACGGCCCUGAUGCUGCACAUCGACAUCAAGUUGGACGAGAUCAACUCAAGGCGGCGCGGAAGGAUAAUCUUGUCGGCAAAUAUCAAGGCUACAGGACACGGAACCGGGAGCUAAGGAAGCUGUGGAAGAUUGAAGGGUUGGAGGAGGAGUUUGAAUGGGAAUACAUCCCUCUUGCCGACAGCAAGUUGUGA
Molecule: messenger RNA, 1410 nt
Organism: Exophiala aquamarina CBS 119918
Lineage: Eukaryota; Fungi; Ascomycota; Eurotiomycetes; Chaetothyriales; Herpotrichiellaceae
Exons: 1
Coding region: 1-1410 (469 amino acids)
Molecular function (GO): flavin adenine dinucleotide binding; oxidoreductase activity, acting on the CH-CH group of donors
Source: RefSeq, a predicted model, not a curated record